Messenger RNA from Chelmon rostratus (copperband butterflyfish), 2496 nucleotides. RefSeq names its product DET1- and DDB1-associated protein 1. Gene Ontology annotation, cellular component: Cul4-RING E3 ubiquitin ligase complex. The transcript is spliced from 5 exons. NCBI's taxonomy places the organism in Eukaryota, Metazoa, Chordata, Actinopteri, Chaetodontiformes, Chaetodontidae. The coding region runs from base 310 to 618 and encodes 102 amino acids. The record is from RefSeq and is a predicted model, not a curated record. Gene Ontology annotation, biological process: positive regulation of proteasomal ubiquitin-dependent protein catabolic process.
UGCUAGCUGAAGAAGUCCUGUGUAACUAGCUUUGCUAACUCAUGCAAUGACAACUUGGGUUACUUUUUUUGAGUACAGCUUCGUUUUUUCAUAGACACCGGGAUCUAGAAUGGAAACAAGAAUUCGUGUGUGAAGGUCGUUGUUUUCUAUACCAAGAGGACGCGAUAGGACAGCUAUCUCGGUGAACUAGCCAGUGAGCUAGCGCGGCUAACCGUUACAUACUCACACUGCCUGCCAUCACCACCAGCAGAACAGACACCAACCCAAGUCCAAGUCGGCGUUUUGACGUUGGAAAUAUCUAGCAUUAUCAUGGAGAAGGCGGAUUUCUUGAAAGGACUUCCUGUCUACAAUAAGAGCAACUUCAGCAGGUUCCAUGCAGACUCUGUUUGUAAAGCAUCUAAUCGGAGGCCCUCUGUGUACCUUCCAACACGUGAAUACCCCUCUGAACAGAUUAUUGUAACAGAGAAAACCAACAUCCUCCUGCGUUACCUCCAUCAGCAGUGGGACAAAAAGAAUGCAGCAAAGAAAAGGGAACAGGAGCAAGGUGAGGGUGACAGCCCCGCACCCCCAAGGAAGAUCGCCAGGACAGAUAGCCAAGAGAUGAAUGAGGACUCAUAAUUGUUUGUGUGUGUGUGUGUGUGUGUGUGUGUGUGCGAAUGUGUGCGGGUAUAGCCAAUAUAAACUAACAAAGGCAAAGGAUAAUCCCACCUGAAUAAACACUUCUGGCCAUUCUGCUCUCUGGCAGGACAGGAUGCCUGUCCUGGCAUGAAAUUAAGAGUCACCCAUAGGGAAGUAGGGAAAUUCCUGUCAAUAAAGCAGCCAUUUAUGGUGUUAAAGAUCGUGUGUGUGAAAAUCAUGAAACCAGAAAAGAUCUCAGAGUCGCUGUUAGUCACUUACACUGUCCGAACUGAGCCGUUGAUGGGGAGGGGACUUUAUACCCGUGUUUCUUUUAUUUAUGUUGGCUAUUCCCUGUGUGGGUUAGUAAACGCGUAUAUGUUUGUAUGCAUGCUGAGCCGUGAGUGAGUGUUGUGUGUUGUGCUGUGCUGUAUGUGUGAGGUGAGUGAAGAGUUGAAAAGUGUCAGAGUAGAUCAGAGGUGGUCUUGACAGAUGAAGUCAGACACUACCCUUAAAAACAGUCUCAUAACUGAUACAUGACUUGUAGCCUUCUGUCACCUGGAGAGACUGCCCUGAUUUGUGCAAAGAAAUUGUUUUGUUACUGUUUUAAUUUUAUUAUAUCUGUUGUUGUUCAUGUAUGGCAAUGAGCUUCCUGCCAGCCACAGUGCCCACCCUCUCAGUUUCACUGCCCACUCUGCAGCCACAUGGGGGCACUGCGACAUUUCUCCACACUGUUUUAAUCAACAGAACCAAGAAUGCACUGUGAAGAACAGCACAAAGUAGAAGCAACUCUUCCAGAAUCCCCUUAGAUGUGUGUUUAUGGUGAAUAUACAUAUCUUCAUUCUAUUCUGGGACUUGUGCUUGUCGGAUAAAUAUUGUGUUGGUGUUUCUGAGAAAUAUUUUUACACCUAGCACCACCUUCUGGCUAAUCGAGGCUAGUAAAAAUGGCAUUUCAUCUGAGUUUUAGCUGUUCUUUCAUCAAAGGACGUCGAAGUAAAAGAAGGAAAACGUGAUGUAAAAUGUGAUGCUGGAUUUCAGUUGCACAACAAGGUAACAGCACAGAUAGUGAAGUAAAAUAUGUAUAGUAAUAUCUGGAAAAGGGAAAAAGAAUACAUGAUGAUGUGUGUAAAUAUUUGCCAGUACCACAAUAAGUUUAUCCAAUGUAUCUUUGUGUCUGCCUUUUUGUAAAACAAUACAUGGAUGCGAUAGGAAAUGACCCAUGUAAGUAAAGAGCCCCUGUGCCCAGUGGAUGUUACCUUGCCUUGCAUGUUGAUGGCUGGGUAUUAUAUUCCUGGAGCAGUAAUAAAACCUGAGGGAUGCUGGAGUCGUGGUGUUAUCGUGUGUGACUGUGGAAGGUAUUAGCCUAUAGGCCUUACAAAAUGUCAUCAUAUUAGGACCCUUGUGCUCCCCCAGCUCAGGGCCUGGGGUAGCUGUGCUGUCUGCCCUGUGCUGAUGACAGCCCUGGAUGGUUUUGGUGUGAGAGCUGGCGUAGGUGAACAUGGGGGGCUUAAAGGGGUGUUACAUUUUCAGCCAUAGAAUGCACAAUAAGCAUGCACAGCAAAGUGCAGUUGCCAUCCUGCCUUGUUCCUGGGAUUCAGUUUGUAUUGGUGUCCUAUGCUGUACAACACUGAAUAAAGCUUCUUUUUUUUUCUCAAUGUUUGUAUCACUGCCCAGCAGUCACAUCGCAGCCUCCUGUCCUUUUUUUUAAUCGAUGCUGCAAUGUGGGUUGACAGUGUGGUCAGUUAUCUCCCUACCUACAGUGUAAAUACCGUCUGUUUCUGAGGCGUAAAAUCACAUUAUGCUUCUGCUCAGAUAGACUGUUCUACAUCACCCUAAGCCUUGCCCCAUUUCGUGUGUUAGGUCGGACAUGUUCUUUAUAGC